AAUUACAUUCCACAGCACCCGACGCAGUCAAAUGAUCCCGCAUUUCGCACAACACCGCCAACACAACAAACGUCUUCCGCGUCACCUAAUUAUCAGCCCAAUUAUCAGCAAACUGCAUCAUCAACACAACCCGCUACAAUACAAGCGUCUUCAUAUAUGCCUCCACAAGUACCCGGCACUAUUGGCAUGCAACCACCAGCGUUUGGUGUGUUUGGCGCUGGAAAUCAACCUUCAAAUCCGUAUUCAGGCGGGAUGCACUAUGGUCAAAGUGUGCAGUAUCCAAAGCAAUAA
This is a messenger RNA of Didymodactylos carnosus, 291 nucleotides long. The record is from the annotation of a GenBank genome assembly. Lineage: Eukaryota; Metazoa; Rotifera; Eurotatoria; Philodinida; Philodinidae.